UUUUUUUCCCCCAAGCGAAGCAUGAACAGUUAAGUGGAAAAUGGAGGCUGAAUUUUACAUGGCGAUUCUUAACUGCUUGAUCUUCGUGAACUUAGAGGGGUUUCAGAUAGUCCAUGUCCGGAAACAAAAGUGCCUUUUCAAAACGGAGAGAGUGGCCAUCGGCUCAUGUAAUGGCACCGACCAGAGCCAGCAGUGGGCGUGGACUGAGGAUGGAAAGCUCCUUCAUGUGGAGUCCUCAUUGUGCCUGGGCAUCAUCAGUUCCUUUGGGGGCCCUUCCCAAUCAGUCAUCUUUGCCCCCUGCUCCCAGGCACCUGGAUGGACCUGCUAUAUGGAGGAAGGAUACCUUGAGGUGAAAAAUACCUCUCUCUUUCUCAAGAAACAGGGCGACAAGGUAAUGGUGAAAAAGGACAACAAAUACCUCCAUAGCUGGAUGAAAAUCGAUGUCAACAAGGAGGGGAAACUAGUCCAUGGAAACCUCUGCUUUAAAAAAGCUGGCCCAGGAGCAGAAGUUUCAGUAAGGAGCAUUAGAAAUACGGCUUCUCCUCACAUCCCCAUGACUUUUAAAGCAGUUCCUUAUAAGCCAGAACAUCUAAGUAGGAUUACCACUGAGACCUUCACCAGAAGCACUACGGAAAACUACAGUCAGAACAGCAGCAUGAGGCAGCAUCCCAACAGGCAGAUGAUUGCAAUUACAGAGACAUCAUGGGUUCCCUGGACUACUCAGCCCUUUUCCAGGACCACUGAAAAGACUGUCCUGGGUGAGCCGGUGAGAUGUAAUUUCACCCUGACGGAGUCCAGGGUCUCCAACCAGUCCGUGUCUCUCCAGUGGAGAAGUUUGGGGUCACACUGUAAUUUCAGCCUCAUCUAUAGCAGUGAUGUCUCAGGGGUGGCUUCUUGCCACCCAGAGCGAAUAGACAACACCACUUAUGGAUGUGACCUCAAGGAUCUACAAGCGGGAACCAUCUACAACUUCAGGAUUGUGUCCCUGGAUGGAGAAGAGAGAACUGUGGUCUUGCAAACAGACCCUUUACCCCCUACUAGGUUUGAAGUGCAUCAAGAGGAAACUACGUCUACCAGCUUGCAUGUUUCGUGGACACCUUCUUCUGGAAAAGUCUCUUGGUACGAGGUGCAGUUAUUUGAUGAUAACCAAAGGAUCCAAAUUCAAGAAAGUACUUCAUGGAAUGAGCACACAUUUUUUAACCUCACUGCUGGUAAUAAGUACAAUGUUGCCAUCACAGCCAUUUCUGGAGAUAAACGUUCCUCUACAGUUUAUAUCAAUGGAUCAACAGUGCCAUCCCCAGUGAAAAAUAUUGAUGUUUUAGCAAAAGCUAAUUCUCUCCUGAUUUCCUGGACCCAUGGCUUUGGGAAUGUGGACAAGUACCAGCUGAUGCUUAUGGAUAAGGGGAUCUUAGUUCAUAGCAUGGUUGUGGACAGAUAUACUACAUCCUACACGUUUCAAGGGCUGAUGCCUGGCCACCUCUACAAUGUCACCAUAGUGACGGAGGCUGCAGGGCUGCAAAAUUACAGGUGGAAACUAGCCAGAACAGCUCCCAUGGAAGUCUCAAAUCUGAAGGUGACAAAUGAUGGCACUUUGACCUCUCUAAAAGUCAGAUGGCAAAGACCUUCUGGAAAUGUGGAUUCCUAUAACAUUACCUUGUCUCAUCAAGGGACCAUCAAAGAAUCCAGAACAUUAGCACCUCAGGUUACUGAAACCUACUUUAAAGAUUUAAUCCCCGGACGCCUUUAUCAAGUUACUAUCAGUUCUCUUUCUGGUGAAUUGUUUGCUCAGAAGACGGCAGUGGGCAGAACAGUUCCAGAGAAAGUUGGGAACCUGGAGGCCAACAGCAAUGGUUCCACAAGGUCCCUAGUAGUGAGCUGGUCGCCCCCUGCUGGAGACUGGGAGCAGUACCGCAUCCUGCUCUUCAAUGGGUCCUCGGUGCUUCUCAACACCACGGUGGGAAAGGAGGAAACACACUAUGCCAUGAGUAAUAUGGGACUCAUACCGGGAAGACAGUAUGAAGCAGAAGUCACUGUUGAGAGUGGAAAUCUGAGGAAUUCUAAGCGUUGCCAAGGCAGGACGGUCCCCUUGGCGGUCCUCCAGCUUCGUAUCAAACAUGCCAAUGAAACCUCGCUGGCUGUCAUGUGGCAAGCCCCUGUCGCCGAAUGGGAGAAAUACAUCAUCUCAUUAGCCGACAGGGACCUCUUACUCAUCCACAAGUCACUCCCCAAAGAUGCCAAAGAGUUCACUUUUACUGACCUGAUACCCGGACGAAAAUACAUAGCUACAGUCACUAGUAUUAGUGGAGACUUAAAAAAUUCAUCUUCAACCAAAGGAAGAACAGUGCCUGCUCAAGUGACCAGUUUACAUGUAAGCAACCACGGAACAAGCAGCAGUUUAUAUACGAACUGGACCCGAGCCCUGGGAGACAUAGACUUCUACCAAGUCUUACUAAUCCAUGAAAAUGUAGUCAUCAAAAAUGAAAGUGUCCCCAGUGAGACCAGCAAGUACAGCUUCCACUCCCUCAAAUCUGGGAGUCUCUACUCCGUGGUGGUUACGACUGUCAGUGGAGGGAACUCUUCCCGCCAAGUGGUGGUGGAGGGAAGGACAGUCCCUUCCAUUGUGAGUGGAGUCACAGUGAACAAUUCUGGGCGUAAUGACUACCUCAGCAUUUCCUGGCUGCCAGCUUCUGGAGACGUGGAUAACUAUGUAGUGACACUCCAUCAUGACAGCAAGGUAGUCCAGUCCCUCGUUAUUGCCAAGUCUGUCAGUGAGUGUUCCUUCAGCUCCCUUACUCCUGGCCGCCUCUACAAUGUGACCAUAACUACAAGGAGUGGCAAGUAUGAAAGUCAUUCCUUCAGCCAAGAGCGGACAGUGCCUGACAAGGUCCACGGGAUCAGUAUUAGCAACUCAGCCAGGAGUGACUAUUUAAAGGUAACCUGGCUGCAUGCCACUGGAGACUUUGAUCACUAUGAAGUCACCAUUAAAAACAAAAACAACUUCAUUCAAACAAAAAGCAUCCCCAAGUCUGAAAAUGAAUGUGUAUUUGUGAAGCUAGUUCCUGGACGAUUGUAUAGUGUCACAGUUAGUACAAAAAGUGGACAAUAUGAAGCCAGUGAACAAGGAAAUGGGAGAACAAUCCCAGAGCCUGUUAAGAAUCUAACAUUGCGAAAUAGGAGCACUGAGGACCUUCAUGUGACUUGGUCACGAGCUGAGGGGGACAUUGACCAGUAUGAGGUCCAACUGCUCUUCAAUGACAUGAAAGUAUUUCCUCCUUUUCACCUUGUAAAUACUGCAACUGAAUAUGGGUUCACCUCGCUAACGCCUGGGCGCCAAUAUAAAAUUCUCGUCCUCACCAUCAGUGGAGAUGUCCAGCGAUCAGCCUUUAUCGAGGGCUUCACAGUUCCGAGUACUGUCAAAAAUAUUCACAUUUCUCCCAAUGGAGCAACAGACAGCCUGACAGUGAACUGGUCUCCUGGAGGGGGAGACGUGGAUUCCUACACUGUGUCAGCUUUCAAGCACAAUCAGAAGAUUGAUUCUCAGACUAUUCCCAAGCACGUCUCUGAGCACACGUUCCACAGACUGGAGGCUGGAGAACAGUACCAGAUCGUGAUCGCCUCCAUCAGCGGGUCCUUGAGCAACCAGAUAGAUGCACUGGGACGGACAGUGCCAGCAUCUGUCCAGGGAAUAAUUGCAGAUAAUGCCUAUAGCAGUCACUCCUUAAUAGUGAGUUGGCAAAAAGCUGUUGGUGUGGCAGAAAGAUAUGAUAUCUUACUUCUAAGUGAAAAUGGAAUCCUUCUGAGUAACACAUCAGAGGUAGCCACAGCUAAGCAGCACAAAUUUGAAGACCUAACACCAGGAAAAAAAUACAAGAUACGGAUUCUAACCGUCAGUGGAGGCCUUUUCAGCAAGGAAGCCCAAACUGAAGGUCGCACAGUCCCAGCAGCUGUCACCAACCUGAGGAUCACAGAGAACUCUACCAGAUACCUGUCCUUCACCUGGACCACCUCAGAGGGAGAGCUCAACUGGUACAACAUCUUUCUGUACAAUCCAGACCGAACCCUGCAGGAGAGAGCUCAAGUUGAUCCACAGAUCCAAAGCUUCUCUUUCCAGAACUUACUACAAGGCCGAAUGUACAAAAUGGUGAUUGUAACUCACAGCGGGGAGCUGUCUAAUGAAUCUUUCAUUUUUGGUAGGACAGUCCCAGCCUCUGUGAGUAACCUUAAGGGAUCCAAUCGGAACAUGACAGACAGCCUCUGGUUCAGCUGGACUCCUGCCGCUGGGGACUUCGACUUUUAUGAGCUGAUUCUCUAUAACCCGAAUGGCACAAAGAAGGAAAACUGGAAAGACAAGGACCUAACGGAGCGACGUUUUCAAGGCUUGGUUCCUGGAAGGAAGUACACGCUGUGGGUGGUAACUCACAGUGGAGAUCUCAGCAACAAGGUCACAGGGGAGAGCAGAACAGCUCCAAGUCCUCCCAGCCAUAUGGCAUUUACUGAUAUUGCAAAUACAUCCUUGGCCAUCACCUGGAAGGGACCUCCAGAUUGGACAGACUACGAUGACUUUGAGCUUCAGUGGCACCCCAGAGAUGCCAUCACUGUCUUCAACCCCUAUAGCAACAGAAAAUCAGAAGGACGCAUUGUCUAUGGUCUUCGUCCAGGAAGAUAUUACGAAUUCACUGUCAAGACUGUAAGCGGUGAUUCCUGGAAAACCUACAGCAAACCAAUUUUUGGAUCCGUGAGGACAAAGCCAGACAAGAUACAAAACCUGCAUUGCCGGCCUCAGAACUCCACAGCUAUUGCCUGCUCCUGGAUCCCCCCUGAUUCUGACUUCGAUGCGUAUAGCAUUGAGUGCCGGAAAAUGGACACCCAAGAAGUGGAGUUUUCUAGAAAACUGGAGAAAGAAAAAUCUCUGCUCAACAUCAUGAUGCUUGUGCCCCAUAAGAGAUAUCUGGUGUCCAUCAAGGUGCAGUCAGCGGGCAUGACCAGCGAGGUGGUGGAAGACAGCACCAUCACCAUGAUAGACCGCCCACCUCCUCCACCUCCACAUAUUCGUGUGAAUAAAAAGGAUGUGUUAAUUAGCAAAUCCUCCAUCAACUUUACUUUCAACUGUACUUGGUUCAGCGACACCAAUGGAGCUGUGAAAUACUUUACCGUGGUGGUAAGAGAGGCUGAUGGCAGUGAUGAGCUAAAGCCAGAGCAACAGCACCCGCUGCCGUCGUACCUGGACUACAGACACAACGCUUCCAUUCGAGCGUAUCAGACCGCUUACUUUGCCAGCAAAUGUGCUGAAAGUCCUGACAGCAACUCUAAGAGUUUUAACAUCAAGCUUGGUGCAGAGAUGGAGAGCCUGGGUGGAAAAUGCGAUCCCAAUCAACAAAAAUUUUGUGACGGCCCCCUGAAGCCACGCACUGCCUACAGAAUCAGCAUCCGGGCUUUUACACAGUUGUUUGAUGAAGACCUGAAGGAAUUUAAAAAUCCACUUUAUUCAGAUACUUUCUUCUCUUUGCCCAUCACCACUGAGUCAGAGCCUUUGUUUGGCGUUAUCGAAGGUGUGAGUGCGGGACUGUUCUUAAUUGGCAUGCUCGUAGCCGUCGUUGCCUUAUUCAUCUGCAGACAGAAAGCCAGCCAUGGUCGAGAAAGACCUUCUGCCCACCUGAGUAUCCGUCGGGAUCGACCAUUAUCUGUCCACUUGAACCUGGGCCAGAAAGGUAGCCGGAAAACUUCUUGCCCAAUAAAAGUAAAUCAGUUUGAAGGGCACUUCAUGAAGCUGCAGGCCGACUCCAACUACCUUCUCUCCAAGGAAUACGAGGACUUGAAAGACGUGGGUCGAAACCAAUCAUGUGACAUUGCGCUCUUGCCGGAGAACAGAGGGAAAAAUCGAUACAACAAUAUAUUGCCCUAUGAUGCCUCUCGAGUGAAGCUGUCCAAUGUAGACGAUGACCCGUGCUCCGACUACAUUAAUGCCAGCUACAUUCCGGGCAACAACUUCAGAAGAGAAUACAUCGCUACUCAAGGACCACUUCCUGGCACCAAGGAUGACUUCUGGAAAAUGGCGUGGGAACAGAAUGUUCACAACAUCGUCAUGGUGACCCAGUGUGUUGAGAAGGGCCGAGUCAAGUGUGACAACUACUGGCCAGGGGACCAGGAUUCCCUCUAUUACGGGGACCUCAUCCUGCAGAUGCUUUCAGAGUCUGUGCUGCCUGAGUGGACCAUCCGGGAGUUCAGGAUAUGCAGUGAGGAGCAGCUGGAUGCCCACAGGCUCAUCCGCCACUUUCACUAUACAGUGUGGCCAGACCACGGCGUCCCAGAGACCACGCAGUCCCUGAUCCAGUUUGUGAGGACCGUCAGGGACUACAUCAACAGAAGCCCCGGGGCUGGGCCCACCGUCGUGCACUGCAGUGCUGGGGUGGGGAGGACUGGUACCUUUAUGGCACUGGACCGAAUCCUGCAGCAACUAGACUCUAAAGACACUGUGGACAUUUACGGAGCAGUGCAUGACCUAAGACUUCACAGAGUUCACAUGGUCCAGACCGAGUGUCAGUACGUGUACCUACAUCAGUGCGUAAGAGACGUGCUCAGAGCAAGAAAGCUACGAAGUGAACAAGAAAACCCCUUGUUUCCAAUCUAUGAAAAUGUGAAUCCAGAGUAUCACAGAGAUGCGGGCUAUCCAAGGCAUUAAGAAUGUACCCGAAGAUCUCCAUGUGAUUUAAAAAAAUAUCUCGCUCCAUGCCUUACAGAGGUGCCAGCUAUUCUGUUGAUACUAUGUAUAAUUUAUUAAUCUGGAGAAUUUUAAAGAAUUUAUGUAAUUUAAAGGUAACAGAUAUUAUUGUACAUAGUUGUAUUUUGUAGUUCCUUCUGUAAAUAUGUAUUUUUUCAUAAUGUUUAAUAUUAAGCUUUAUAUAAUACUAUUUUUCCACACUAAAGUGUUCUGGAUUGUUCUACAUAAACUUAACUCAACCUGU
This is a messenger RNA of Condylura cristata (star-nosed mole), 6962 nucleotides long. It is a transcript of the gene PTPRB, whose product is annotated as protein tyrosine phosphatase, receptor type, B. Bases 41 to 6679 code for a protein of 2212 amino acids. Gene Ontology annotation, molecular function: protein tyrosine phosphatase activity; cadherin binding. Gene Ontology annotation, biological process: protein dephosphorylation; angiogenesis. The transcript has 34 exons. The record is from RefSeq and is a predicted model, not a curated record. Lineage: Eukaryota; Metazoa; Chordata; Mammalia; Eulipotyphla; Talpidae.